Molecule: messenger RNA, 1405 nt
Organism: Rosa chinensis
Lineage: Eukaryota; Viridiplantae; Streptophyta; Magnoliopsida; Rosales; Rosaceae
Exons: 6
Coding region: 250-1374 (374 amino acids)
Source: RefSeq, a predicted model, not a curated record
UCACACCCAAAACUCAUACCCAGCAAAACCCCGAUUAUCUCCGCGUCAAUGAGAGUUGCUCCAAGAUCGUUCCCAACUGAGGAAUUCGUCCAGACUCGGCACCGAUUGGACUCCAGAGCAUCACUAUAGACGACCGACUCGGCACCGAGUUGAGGGAAAAGAAGCGCUGUCUCAAACCCAACAAUAUCUCCAUCUUAGACUUCGUGGGUCAUCGCUAUUUCCUUCGCUCUCACCCGCCGACUUUGAAGUAUGGCUAGAGGUCAUAAACACCAUGAUUGCCCCACAACCUCAAAGACAAAAAGGAAAUUUUGUUCUCAACCUUCUCAAUCAGAAGUAGAUGAGGGUGUUAUAGAUGAUGGGGUUGAUACUGCAGAAGAACAAGCUUGUGAACCAUUUGCAGAUGCAGAUGAGCCUCUAAGUGGUCCAUUUCCUGGUGGUCCUCAUGAUCCAUCGGUAUUGAAGAGCUUUAAAAGUCAUGUAGCAGCUGCCAUAUGGUUUAAUAAGGAACGUGAACCUUUGAAACUUCAGAACCAUUCAUAUAAGCUCACACAAUGGGUAUUUGAUGAACAUGUUGCUAACCAUAAGUUUUGGAGUUACAUUGAUGGGUCUAGGUUAAGGCCAUUAGUUAAUUGUUCAUAUUUAAUUGGUAAUAGAGUUGUUGUGUCAGCCUUUUGUGAGAGGUGGCAGCCUGAGACCAAUACAUUUCACUUACCCUUUGGUCUGUCAUUAGUAUACGUGCAAGCUCUUCGCCAACAGCUUGAUCAUAUGCAUGCACACGAGGUCAUAUGGGAUCCAUACCGUGGUCUUAGGGAGGCUCAUCCAUUAUUGGAAAUCACAUUUUACACAGGAAUGCUUAAGUGUUUGGAUAUUGUGGAACCAUAUUAUCCUGAUAGGGUUCUAAGACAAUUUGGUCGAGUUCAAAUAAUUCCUCACAACCCUUACACCCCUUCUCGUGUUCGACGAGUUUCUGAUUCUAAAUCGUACAAGGUUGUAUAUGAGUACUUUGAUGGGUUGUGGCAAAGAUGGCGAGAUCACGUGUUAGCAGAUGCCAACCGAAGCAUUCCAGUUAAGUUUUCAUAUGACUGCACUCCAGAAUACUUAUCAUGGUACCAAAAGAUCACACAUCCAUAUGUUAGACACCCUGAUUGGAUGUCUGCUGCAGUUGAUUCAAAUGAGGAAAAUCAUCCUUUACAGCGAAUAUCACGGGCAUUGUGUAUCACUCACUCUAUUGUUGAUGUUGGCCGAGAUGAUGCUAUAAGACAACCAAUGAGGCUAUAUGAGGCUAUUGAAAGCAUCCAACAUAUAUUACUAGGUAACCAAGUGCAAAAUACACGCACAUAUCAACGUCGGCGGCAUGUACAAAACAAUGAAUAGAUUUAAUUGUAGUCGAAAUUUUUUUCAUACA